AUGGAUCUUGAGUUUGAAGACCACGAUUUUAUCGACUCCAGUUCCGGGAGUGAUGACCCGGAUACUGCGUAUCACAAAGAAAACAGCGGCUUGUCUCCGUCGUGUGGUCUCUGCCGGUUUGACUUCUGUGUUGAUGACAGCGUUGUCGUUUGUAAGCUUCCUUUCCCUUUCCAUAACUAUGGUUCACUUCUGACCCUGUUUACAGUCAAACAAAAGUGUGAACCAUGGACGACUACCUACCCGAAGCCAGAAUCCUGGUGGAGCAUUGCCGAUGCCCAACACACCUUUCAUGCAGAAUGCGUUGAUCUGUCCCAAUGCUUGCUGUCCGGCCAGCGACUCGAUCCUGGCAUCUACGAUGCCACCAUCCUCGAACCCUGGGAAGAAGGACGGCAUCCUCCCCCUUCAUUCAAAGCACGACGUCUGAACUGGCUCAAGAGGAGCUUUUCUCGAAAUCUCGCGCAGACUAUCAACUACUCUCUGCCACAUGUAGCGUGCGACAUCAUCGCUCAAUACUGUCUCAAAGAACGCGCUGUUCAGGUCGUUCGUGACCUAUGGCUCAGACAGGAUCGACCGAAGCCAGGUCGUAUCUCCGUCGCCAUAGACGGCAGCUCUCUUUGGGCUCAGUAUGUCGAGUUUGAAGGGAUUCGCUAUGUCAGGUCCCUCUCUUACCAUUCUCUUGGUGGUGAUGAGUCUCAGAUCUUACCAGAGCCAGACCCUGGCCGCAAUGUGAACAUAUUCAUUGCGCAUAGUUACCACGGAGUUACAGAGAUUAUCGCAACCUCGGAUAACGAUAUACCUUCGGUCAAAGAAGAGACAGGAAGGUGGUGGACAUUGUUCACGCCUAGUGAGAUGCCGUUCUAUCUCAAGGCAAUAUUUGAUGGGAUCAAGCUUCGGGACCUAGCGGCUUACAAGUAUGCGAAAGGCUGCCCCAAGUAUCCCGAUGAGUUACGCUGGUCAGUCCUUCCAACAACCAUGGACCCUAUACCCGAGCCCCCAAUUCCUUGUUCUUCGUGGCUCGAUGGAGAUAUCAUCUCGGCUAUCGAUUGGAAUCAGCCCGGUAUUACUGGUUACUCAUUCUAUGUAAGAGAUAACACCAUCAUGAAAAUUAUUCCUCACAAAGACGGUGAGAAGAAUUCUUACGACUUCGCAACACCCAAGCAGUACCAAUUCUCUUGGGUGUAUUUCCCUGUCGACUCUGGUGAGCGAAUCUCAGAGGUUUGGAUCCGUCGCUAUGGCGUCAAGCGCCUCAACACACGUGCUAGCCCUGUGGCAACCCUGAUACUUCGAACGAGCAACGGCCGCCUGCUGACCCUCGGACCCCAGCUAAAGUAUCGACAGCCUUCUGGAUACAAUACACAUGCCAAGUAUGACCUUGUCGGGACUAUGCCACAGAAACAUCCCUGUCGCAUGUACUUCGCGAACUGGGAAGACAUCGGUUCGUGGAUGAGGUUUGAAGGUGCAUCUACCUUCGCGGAGCUCGACCUUGCUGGUAGUCAGGACAAAGCGCUUGAGCUACUUCCUGACAACUGCAAAUACCAGUACUCUUCUGCAGAACUUGAAGGGGUCCGAACUGUCACUCCGUGUAGGUCCUGGCGCCAUUACAGCCCUGAUGCGAUCCUUGGGCUUUUGCUUACCUACGAGGAUGGCCGCAAACGAUGCGUUGGCCAAGUACGUCUAGACCAUCUGCUUACACCAAUUGAGGUCACCUCUGACACCAUGUGGAUUGUCUGUUCUGAGAAAGAUGAAAUCAGCUGGCGCGCUGAUGAAAAGGAGGAUGGAUCUGGUGUCGACUUGGUCACGUUCGAGGAACCAGAUGCGAAGGAUUCGCACGGACAAUGUAUCAAGAUUCCUAUGCGAGGGCGUCUCGACUGGUACUCCAGUCAUCAUCAGUGCCAUCUGUCUCACCGAGAUGACAGUGAGCCCGUGGAGGAAGUUCUGGAGGUACUGUCGCAAGAAGCUGCCCCUGGUAUGCCGCGUCCGGGCCAUGUAGUGAAACCAUUAUCAGUACUCGUUGGAAAAGGCGUGAGGUCAAUGGAGAAUUGGGAGUUUGAAAGAAGGCAGUGGCACUAA
This is a messenger RNA of Fusarium musae, 2070 nucleotides long. RefSeq lists its product as uncharacterized. The transcript has 3 exons. The record is from RefSeq and is a predicted model, not a curated record. Bases 1 to 2070 code for a protein of 689 amino acids. Lineage: Eukaryota; Fungi; Ascomycota; Sordariomycetes; Hypocreales; Nectriaceae.